Plenodomus lingam JN3 is the source of this 177-nucleotide messenger RNA. The record is from RefSeq and is a predicted model, not a curated record. Lineage: Eukaryota; Fungi; Ascomycota; Dothideomycetes; Pleosporales; Leptosphaeriaceae.
AUGAGGCCAAUGCCGAGCCUCAGUGCCGCAGUGCUGCACGUGAAGAGGCUGAGAGACUUUGGUACUAGUGUACAAGAUGGCAUCUCGCCUCUGGAUGGGCUCUCCAACAGGCAUUCCACUCCGAACAUGCGCUUUGACUCAUGCAUGUCCAUGUUUCGCCAGAUGGCCAUACUCUAG